AUGUCCACGCAGACAGGAUGCGGGACAGGCUGUGUCACAUGCAAGACUAUCAGCAAGGAGCAGGAUGACUUUGAACCUGAGACAGAGCUAUAUGGACCAGAAUAUGACGUGAACAAGGUGGAGAUCUCCCAGGAGGCUGUGGUUUUCCAGGCCUCUUUCUCUUCCUCCCCCACCAUGGACAGUAUCCUGGAGGAGGCCCACUCCAUGCGCCAGGAGAUCUCCCUACUCCACCUGGAGGUGGAGCAUCUGGUCGAGCACAAUGAGCGCAUCGGCACCACAGUCCGCAGCCUGACCAUCAUCAAGCAUGACUCCAACUCCAUCGCCAGGGGAUUCCACCAGCAUGGCGAAGCCCUGUACAUCAGACUCCAGGCCCUGGGGGCGCAGAGCUGUGAGCUGGAGGAGAAACACGGAACCAAGGCCACCGUGGCCCACAUCGCCCACAGCCAGCAUGCCAACCUCACCCGGGCCUUCCAUGCCACCAUAGCAGGAUACAACCAGGUAGAGGAGGCCCAAAGAGAAAUGUGCCGCUCACGCCUCCAGAGACAGGCCUCCAUCAUAGAAAAUGGGGGUGAGGGCUGGGGGGAGCUGUCCCAGAGCCUGCAGACCGAGGGGCAUUCAUCCCGCUGGGCACUGUGUGGGAUAAAAGGAAGGCAUAAGGAGUUGGUAGAGUUAGAGGCCAGGCUAAGGGAGGUGCAUGAUCUGUUUCAGCAGAUGGCCAUGUUGGUAGAGGAGCAGGGGACCAUGCUAAACAACAUUGAGGCCAAUGUGUGCGGCACCGACGAGUACAUCGGCAGGGUCAACGUGGAGAUGAAGAGGGCGUUACAGUACAAGAGGAAGAACCCCUUUCAGCAGUGCUGCCCCUGUCUACCCUGCUGGAGACCUACUUUGUAG
This is a messenger RNA of Oncorhynchus tshawytscha (Chinook salmon), 891 nucleotides long. RefSeq names its product syntaxin-11-like. The transcript has 2 exons. Gene Ontology annotation, cellular component: plasma membrane; synaptic vesicle; presynaptic active zone membrane. Gene Ontology annotation, molecular function: SNARE binding; SNAP receptor activity. The record is from RefSeq and is a predicted model, not a curated record. Bases 1 to 891 code for a protein of 296 amino acids. Lineage: Eukaryota; Metazoa; Chordata; Actinopteri; Salmoniformes; Salmonidae. Gene Ontology annotation, biological process: intracellular protein transport; synaptic vesicle fusion to presynaptic active zone membrane; exocytosis.